GUAAAAAGUUUUGUUCUUGAGAAACCAUGUUUCAAAAUUAUUUAUUAAAAAGCCUUUUUGCUUGUUACUGUUGUGUACGUAGUUAAGUUCGUUUAAUCGUCAAGUGAAGCUGACGUGCAUUUAAAAUUUAGUUGUGAAUGGCUGCUUAUGUUUACGGUAGUUCUUUGUUCGGCUUUGUAGUUCGUGUGCUAGUGCAGUAGUUUUUAGCUGGUACAUGUAAUUCGAGUGUGAUUGUUCGGAACCUGUGAGCAGAAUGCUUCCCACCAACGGUGUGUUUGACUUUGAAUCGAUGCUGAUUCUCGCAAAUCCAGAUGUGUGCGUGUUGGUACGAAUUUCUUGUUGUUGCAUGACUGUAUGUUUUGCUUUUCUUGUUUUGGCUUGUUCUUAUUCAAAGUGGAUGAAGCCUUUAAAGUAAUUUGUGUUCCUAGGAAUCCAUUGCGGAUCGCUUUUUAGGGGAUUCUUUGAAUUUUGCUUCGAGCUUUUUGAGUUUGCUGUGGUUUCUUUGGUCGUCAACACUGUGCGGAUUAAGCGACUGCAAACUGAAUUAUGCAGAUUCUGCAUACAUUUAUGCAAUAUCCUCAUUACCUGUUUCUCACGUACCACAGAUUACCUUCAGUGCUGUACUGUACAUAAAUUGUGGAUAUUACAAGAUUUCUGUGAGACGGAAGUUUAAUUCAAGUUAUCGAAGAACAAAAUGUAAUUCAAUUAUUGCAUUACUUUCUCUCCAAGUCCGGCAUUUUUAUUCGGUUAUGAGUAAUCUACAGAGAAAAUACAAACAUAAAGGAGAGGAGAAAAUGUGGUGCUUCAUGAAGGGAAUGUUUGGGGAAAAUUUGCGACCUUUCCUAGAAUCUCUUGUGAUUCAUUGAGGCAUUCCAGCAUAAGCAUGGAGACAACAUCGUAUUAUACGUUAGAGAUUAAAAAAAAUUCUGUUUUCGGAGUUAGAUCCUGACGAUUACGCAGUCGUGAAAUAACAUUUUUCUUCUGUUCUAGUACAUAUUUUUUAUCUUAUUGGUACGCGUCCACGUGAAAUGAUUUGAAAAGGACAUUUUUCCGCGUGAAUUCCUGUUCGCAAAAAAAAACGACAGGUGGGCGUAGUUUGAUGAUUGAUUCGAAUCAAACUUGAUUCUUGGGUCUUCAGUUGCAAAGUAACUCAUGCCCAAAUCGAUAAUAUUUCAGUGCUAUGUCUUAAUUAUUUUGCUGACAGAAAUGAUCAAGAAUGUGAUGCUGUCAGUGUUUAGAACUGUGUACUGCAUGUAGGGUUGCAUCAACGAACUCUUGAUCAAUUAAUGGAUUCAGAAACGGGUUGACAGUAUUAAAACCACGUCGAGGAAUGACACUUGCUGAGUGAGGCAGUGUUGUGGUGCAUAUUUUUGAAAUGCCUUCGUGGUUGGUAUUGGCGUUGGCAUUAGUGCUGGAUGCUGUGUUGGUACUGGCACACCAUGCGCCGCACCCACUGGCCGCACUUGGUAACUGGGUUGACCUUACCUACGAUUUUGGUGCGGACAGUGUCCAUUGGCCAGAUGCAGACUUCCAGGACUUCCGGCUUGUGAGCGAAAUCAAGGAUUUCUUGAGUGUUGGCGAUGAUCAAUUCUGGACCGAAUCCAACACAGUUUGCUCACCCGAGCACCUCGGUACCCACGUGGAUGCACCAAGUCACUUUGCCAAGGACCGCUGGACUGCGGGUAAUAUUCCCCUUAGCCACCUUGUUGCACCUGGCGUGAAGCUGGACUUCUCAGUUGAAGCAAAUGCAGAUAACAACUAUGCUGUGAGCAAGGAGAGGAUAAUCGAGUGGGAGAAAGUACACGGCCGCAUCCCGCUCAACGCGGUUGUGCUGUUAUACUUCGAUUGGGAACGACGCUGGCCAAGUGUAGUUGACAUGUUCAACACACCAAACCCGGCAGACAACACCACGUUCAAGUUCCCUGGAUUAGAUCCGGAUGCGGCAACGUGGCUUGUGUCUGACAGGUCAAUUGUGGCCGUGGGCACUGACACGCCAUCCAUUGACCGUGGUCAAGAAACACAGUAUCGGAGUCAUAUUAUUCUUUAUGAUAAGAAUGUGUAUGGGCUUGAGAUGGUGGCAAACCUCAGUCGUCUACCGGCAACUCAGUUUGACGUGUUCAUUGCGCCAUUGAAGCUGGCUGAAGGGUCAGGUGGUCCUGUCCGAAUUGCUGCCUUCGUCUUGAAAGAAGACGGAGCUGAUUUGGGUUACACACCGCAGCAUGGCGCCACAGAGAACAUUGUAGUGAGUUAUGCGUCCCGGAAUGUGGCGAACUGGAUUGACCUGUCGCAUCCCCUGUCACCAACUAUACCGCAUUGGCCGACGUCCAAGCCGCUGAACUACACGCUCACCCGUGUCCUAAACUCGCCAUACAUAGAGUAUAGGUCAUUCUGCAUGGGGGAGCAUCUGGGCACUCAUCUGGACGCAGCCCGACACUUCAGCAAGAAUGGACAGUCGAUCAAUGAGAUCCCACUCGACCACUUGCUCGGCGUUCCUGGUGUGAAGUUCAGCAUAAAAGACAAAGCAGCAGAAGACGUCAACUCUGUUCUCACGGUUGCGGAUGUGGAGGAGUGGGAGAAGCGCCAUGGUCAAGUGCCCCAAGGUGCCGUGGUGCUGCUUGAAUUCGGUUGGGCUGACAAAUGGGACGAAGGGCCAGAAGUGUUCGUAGGGUCUAAAGUGCCCGGCGACCCGGAAUCAUUCAACUUUCCGGGCUUCGAUAAACCCGUCGUUGACUGGCUUUUUCGCAACCGGGACGUCGUCGGUUUUGGUACCGAGGGUCUGUCUCUGGACGCAGGGUCCUCCACCCAUUUCCCGGCCCACCGGGCUAUUGCUAGUGCCGGGCUCUUCGGCAUUGAGAAUGUGGCCCAUCUAGACGAGAUCCCACCCAGCAUUGUAAUUUCCCAGCAACUGAGCCGAACAUACGCCAGAACAUGUUUGGUGUUGUAA
Notodromas monacha is the source of this 2944-nucleotide messenger RNA. The record is from the annotation of a GenBank genome assembly. NCBI's taxonomy places the organism in Eukaryota, Metazoa, Arthropoda, Ostracoda, Podocopida, Cyprididae.